AUGGCUGCCGAUGGUCUUGCCGACCACUAUCAGAUCGACCUCGAAUCCAAUGACGAUGACAUCCAAGACAUACAAGCUGAAAUCGCGGUGCUGAGCACAUGCGCCAGUCCGUUCGUCACCCAAUACAAAGGCUCGUUUCUUCGAGGCACCAAGCUAUGGAUCAUCAUGGAGUAUCUGGGUGGUGGCUCAUGCCUUGACCUCCUCAAACCCGCAAAUUUCACCGAAACACACAUCGCUAUCGUCUGCCGCGAGCUCCUCCUUGGUAUCCAGUACUUGCACGAUGAGGGGAAAAUCCACCGAGACGUAAAGGCCGCCAAUGUUCUCCUUUCCGAGACCGGCAAGGUUAAGCUGGCGGACUUUGGAGUCGCUGCGCAGCUGACCAACAUCAAAUCCCAGCGCAAUACAUUCGUGGGAACUCCUUUCUGGAUGGCACCAGAGGUCAUUCAGCAAGAUGGGUACAGCUUCAAGGCUGAUAUCUGGUCGUUGGGAAUCACUGCCAUGGAGCUCGCCAAUGGCGAACCUCCUUUGUCUCACAUCCAUCCGAUGAAGGUACUCUUCCACAUUCCCAAAAAUGCCCCUCCUGCCCUUGACAGCAACUUCAGCAGGGAGUUUCGAGACUUUGUGUCACUGUGCUUGACAAAGGAUUGCGACCGCCGACCGUCGGCCAAGGAGCUCCUGCGACAUCGCUUCAUUCGGUCCGCCGGCAAGAUUGAGGCGCUCCAGGAGCUGAUCUCACGACGACAGAUGUGGGAUGCCAACAGGAACCGCCAAACGCAUCCCAUCUACUACCAAGAGACCCUUCAGACAAUUUCUCCUAAGGACGAGCAAGAUGAAUGGAUAUUUGACACAGUCAAGUCUGUCGCGCCACCCAAGCGCCCGACCAUCAAGCAAUCGCGCAAGCCAUCCUCUGUCUUCACCACCGAAGAGUCUUUGCGCAAGCUUGACCUCAAGGAUGCUCCACUGGGUGCGACUUCUCCGGCUCCCAGCACCAUCCGCAAGUCGACUGUGCGUCGCACUCCGUCCUUGGCCCAGGUAUCUGCUAUGCACUCCAACGGGUCUCCGCGCAGCGGCUCCAUCCGCAACAGGUCCCUUCGCAACGGAUCACCUCGAGCGUCUAUUGCACCAAAGAAGCCUCUUCAGCCGGACAUGUCUUUUGGAAAUUCGGGUUCUACUAUGCGUCUUUUUCGACGAGUUCCAUCAGACGGCUCGACGUCUGGUCAGUCAGGACGGCCCGGCUCUUCCGAUGAUGUCUUUUGCGACGAGAAUGCGCCACUUCCUUCCGCUGUCGCACCUAUCGAGCCUUUCGGAAAGGAGGCUAUCUUGGGUCGAAGGCUGUAUGAUAAGGCUGUCGAGCCUUCGCUAGCUGAGCUGCAAGCUCAGACGUCAGGGCUUCAUAAGCGCGAAGCCCUCGCCAAACUCAGUGAAGCUCUGGCUUCUCUGGACGCAUGCGACCCCGAAGGCGCUCACCACCUCAUGACCAACAUCGUCUCGGCAAUGUCGCAGGACAAGAAGCUCAAUGCAGCUUUCUUGGGCCAGGCUACCUGCAAGACGCCUGAUGAUGGGACGCCGCAGGGGACAGUCAUCAUCAAGAGCGCUGUACCGCCCCAUGUCAGCCCUACCAAACUUGUGUUGAGCUCUAGUAACCCUCAUCUCAAGAGUCACAAGCGACGACAGACGGAUUCCUCGGGGCACGUCGAACAUGACAUGGCAAGAGCUGCCGUUGAGGCCAAGUAUCCCGGCCGCGAGCCGCGCGCUGGCAUGGAGCAUAGCAAGCAACUGUCUGAUGUGCUGUAUGCACGGUGGACUGAUGGUCUUCGGCUGCGCUGGCCGGGCUCUUGA
Messenger RNA from Emericellopsis cladophorae, 1839 nucleotides. RefSeq names its product Serine/threonine-protein kinase-like protein. The transcript is spliced from 3 exons. Gene Ontology annotation, molecular function: protein kinase activity; ATP binding. NCBI's taxonomy places the organism in Eukaryota, Fungi, Ascomycota, Sordariomycetes, Hypocreales, Bionectriaceae. The record is from RefSeq and is a predicted model, not a curated record. The coding region runs from base 1 to 1839 and encodes 612 amino acids. Gene Ontology annotation, biological process: protein phosphorylation.